Entrophospora sp. SA101 is the source of this 271-nucleotide messenger RNA. NCBI's taxonomy places the organism in Eukaryota, Fungi, Glomeromycota, Glomeromycetes, Entrophosporales, Entrophosporaceae. The record is from the annotation of a GenBank genome assembly.
AUGAGUGAUUCAACCUUUAUAAGUACUGAACAGCCGGAUUCUUAUAUUACGGGACAUGUUAAUAAUUUAACUAAAGAUCAAAACGCAAUAUUGAGAUUAUGUUGGUAUUGUUUAUUUCUUUUACAAGAUCUUGAUGAUUUAGAUAAAACUUCAUCAACCAACAAUCUUAACAACCAGUCAUGUGUUGAAGUUAUUGACUCAACUUUUAGGAAUAAUAACUUUAAAAAAAAAAUAAAAGAAUACAACACUAAACAUCCAAAUCCUGACAAAA